GUCUCUGCGCUGGUGGGGAUUAAGGGAUGUGAACAAGGUAGCGAGAAAACUAGCCGAUCGGAGGGCUGGGGACAACUGUACGGGCAAGAAGUGCUUUCGGAAAUCCCCAAGGAUUUACAGGGAGGAUCGGAGCACACCGACAUCGCUUAUCUCUGAACUCUUCGAACAGGAGACGAUAAAACGGGUGCCUUUUGUCAAUGUAGGAAUUUUACUCGAUGAUUUAAGAAUACCUGCCGUGGAGGAGUUUAUUCUUUGUACAUAAUCGGGAAUAUCGCAAAUAAAUCAGACACUUGCAAGGAAAUCAUUUCCAGGAUGGACGGUGAGAGGCGGCUGGCCUGCUGGCGCUUCGGUCGUAGCCUGAGCCGCGGUCUAUCCGGGGAAGGUCGUCCCGGCGCGGCGCUACGAAGCCUGCUCUUUCUCUCGGCGCUCGCCUUCCUUAUUGGUCUGCCGCGUCCCUCAGAGUCGAAGGAAUGCGACAAACAGUGUCUGAACGGGCAGUGCAACCCUGCGAGCGGCAACUGUUUGUGCGAUCCCGGCUGGGUCGGGGACCAGUGCCAACACUGCGGGGGACGCUUCAGGCUGACUGGUUCCUCUGGGUUUCUGACAGACGGACCCGGCAACUACAAGUACAAGACAAAGUGCACCUGGCUCAUUGAAGGACAGCCCAACACCAUCCUGCGGCUCAGGUUUAACCACUUCGCCACUGAGUGCAGCUGGGACCACCUGUACGUCUACGAUGGGGACUCCAUCUAUGCCCCCCUGCUGGCUGCCUUCAGUGGCCUCAUUGUGCCUGAGCGUUACUCAAAUGAGACGGUCCCGGAGGUGGUGUCCAAGUCGGGCUAUGCCUUACUGCAUUUCUUCAGUGACGCAGCCUACAACCUCACCGGCUUCAACAUCUCCUACAGGAUCAACACGUGCCCCAAUAACUGCUCGGGGCGCGGGGAAUGCCGGGUGGGCGAUGCCGGCGAGGUGGUGCGCUGUGAGUGCGAGGAGCACUGGAAGGGCGAGGCCUGCGACAUCCCCUACUGCGCGUCUGACUGUGGCUUCCCCGAGCAUGGCGUCUGCAAGCCCAAUGGCACCAAGGGCUGCCUCUGCCACCAUGGCUGGCAAGGUCCAGAUUGCUCAAUCCCAGUGCCGGCAAACCGCUCCUUCUGGACCCGAGAGGAGUACGAGGUGCGGAGCCUGGCGAGAGCCUCCCACAAGGCCGUGGUGGACCAGGACAUCAUGUGGGUCAUCGGGGGCUACAUGUUCAACUACUCGGACUACAGGAUGGUCAAAGCGUUCAACGUGACAUCCCAGGAGUGGCUGCCCCUCAACCGCUCUGUGAACGCGGUCACAGGCCGGUAUGGCCACUCUCUGGCUCUGCACGAGGGCAAGAUCUACAUGUAUGGAGGCAAGAUUGACUCGACGGGCAAUGUCACCAGCCAGCUGUGGGUAUUCCACCUGCGCAACCAGUCCUGGGUUCUGGCAAGCCCACGGGCCAAGGAGCAGUACGCAGUGGUGGGCCACUCGGCCCACAUUGUGCAGUUGGCGCGGGACACGUGGGUCAUGCUGGUCAUCUUUGGCCACUGUCCGCUCUAUGGCUACAUCAGCAAGGUGCAGGAGUACAACAUCGCCACUAACACCUGGUGCAUCGUGAAGACCAAUGGUGCACUAGUGCAGGGUGGGUACGGCCACAGCAGCGUGUACGACGCCAAGACCCACGCCAUCUACAUCCAUGGUGGCUACAAGGCCUUCAGCGCCAACAAGUACGGGUUGGCCGAUGACCUCUACAAGUAUGAGGUGGACACCAGGAUGUGGACCAUCCUGAAGGACAGCGGCUUUUUCCGCUACCUGCACACGGCAGUCAUUGUGAGUGGCACCAUGCUAGUGUUUGGGGGGAACACGCACAACGACACCUCUAUGAGCCACGGCGCCAAGUGCUUCUCCUCCGACUUUAUGGCCUACGACCUGGCCUGCGAUGAGUGGUCAGUCCUGCCCAGACCAGACCUCCACCAUGAUGUCAACCGCUUUGGACACUCAGCUGUCUACAGCAAUGGUGUGAUGUAUGUGUUUGGAGGCUUUAACAGCCUGCUGCUGAGCGACGUGCUGAUGUUCACUCCGGCAAGCUGCUCAGCCUUCUCCAGCGAAGCGUUGUGUGACUCCAUCUGGCCAGGCAUCCGCUGCCUCUGGAACAGCAGCCAGGGGGCGUGUCUGCCCUGGGAGGUGGCCACCCCCCAGGAGGAACAGGUGGUGCUAGCCUCCUGCCCCCCCAAAGCAUAUGCGGACAAUGAGAAGUGUGACCAGUACAGCGACUGCUACAGCUGCACCGCAAACACCAAUGGCUGCCAGUGGUGUGCAGACCAGUGCAUCAGCAUGAGCAGCAACUGCACUGCUGUCACGGGUCCAAUUGCUGAGUAUGAGAUGUGUCCCAAGGACAACCCUGAGUACGUGUGCAACAAGAAGACCAGCUGCAAGAGCUGCGCCAUGGACCAGAACUGCCAGUGGGAGCCACGAAACCAGGAGUGCAUCGCCCUGCCAGAAAACAUCUGCGGGGAGAGCUGGCACCUGGUGGGGAACUCGUGCCUGAAGUUCAUCACAGCGAAGGACUCGUACGACAAUGCCAAGCUGACCUGCCGCAGCCACAACGCUGUGCUGGCCUCUCUCACCACGCAGAAGAAAGUGGAGUUCGUCCUCAAGGAGCUGCAGAUCAUGACUGUGCUGUACAAGGCCACAGUGACGCCAUGGGUGGGGCUGAGGAAGAUCAACAUCUCGUACUGGUGCUGGGAGGACAUGUCCCCCUUCACCAACACGUCCCUGCAGUGGCUGCCCGGUGAGCCCAGUGACGCCGGCUUCUGUAGCUAUCUGGCUGAGCCUGCCUCCAGUGGUCUUAAGGCUGCCACCUGUGUCAACUCUGUCAACGGAAGUCUCUGCGAACGCCCAGCCAAUCACAGCGCGAAGCAGUGCCGCACACCCUGCGCACUGCGCUCCUCCUGUGGCGAGUGCACCAGCAGCAGCUCGGAGUGCAUGUGGUGCAGCAACAUGAAGCAGUGCGUGGACUCCAACGCAUAUGUGGCCUCCUUCCCCUUCGGACAGUGCAUGGAGUGGUACACCAUGAAUAGCUGCCCGCCGGAGAACUGCUCAGGGUACCGGACCUGUGGGCAGUGCCUGGACCAGCCGGGCUGCGGGUGGUGCACGGACCCCAGCAACACAGGGCGGGGCCAGUGCAUUGAGGGCUCCUAUCGAGGGCCCUUCCAGGCCCCCAGCCCCACCUCCUACCUGGAGCCAGCCCUCAACCUCACAAUGUGUCCCCAAGAGAACAAGUACAGCUGGUCUUUCAUCCACUGCCCUGCAUGCCAGUGUAACGGCCACAGCCGCUGUGUCAACGACAGCGUAUGUGAGAAGUGUGAGGACCUAACCACGGGCAAGCACUGUGAGAGUUGCAUCUCCGGCUACUAUGGCGACCCCACCAACGGGGGCACCUGCCAGCCCUGCAAGUGUAACGGCCAUGCCAGCAUGUGUAACCCAAACAACGGGAAGUGCUUCUGCACCACCAAGGGAAUCAAGGGGGACCGCUGCCAGUUGUGUGAGGUAGAAAAUCGUUACCAGGGUAACCCUCUCAAAGGAACCUGCUACUACACACUGCUGAUUGACUACCAGUUCACCUUCAGCCUGUCGCAGGAGGACGACCGCUACUACACCGCCAUCAACUUUGUGGCCACACCAGAGGAGCAAAAUCGUGACUUGGAUAUGUUCAUCAAUGCAUCGAAGAACUUCAACCUGAACAUCACCUGGGCAACCAGUUUCCCAGCCGGCACACAGGCAGGAGAGGAGUUCCCCAUCGUCUCCAGGAGCAACAUCAAGGAGUUCAAGGACAGCUUCUCCAACGAGAAAUUCGACUUCCGCAACAACCCCAACAUCACUUUCUUUGUGUAUGUCAGCAACUUCACCUGGCCAAUUAAGAUCCAGAUCGCCUUCUCCCAGCACAGCAACUUCAUGGACCUGGUGCAGUUCUUCGUCACCUUCUUCAGCUGCUUCCUGUCUCUGCUGCUGGUGGCCGCUGUGGUGUGGAAGAUUAAACAGAGCUGCUGGGCCUCGCGCCGCAGAGAGCAACUCCUGCGGGAGAUGCAGCAGAUGGCCAGCCGGCCCUUCGCCACCAUCAAUGUUGCCUUGGAGACGGAGGAGGAGCCGCCCGACCUGAUCGGAGGGAAUGUGAAGGCAGUGCCCAAGCCCAUUGCGUUGGAGCCCUGCUUCGGGAACAAGGCGGCUGUGCUCUCCAUCUUCGUGCGUCUGCCGCGGGGCUCAGGGGGAAUACCCCCUCCAGGGCAAUCUGGUCUGGCCGUGGCGAGUGCCCUGGUGGAUGUAUCCCAGCAGAUGUGUUUGGGCUACAAGGAGAAGUCGGGAGCAGUGAGGAACCGCAAGCAGCAGCCACCAGCACAGCCGGCCACCUGCAUUUGACCCAGCCCCUCCUCCCCAACAGCUGAGCCACAGACAAGCAGGAGGGGACAUGGGCAUGUAGGAGGAGCCUCAUGCAUUGUAGGGAGGGGACACGUGAUUGUGGGAGGAGCCUCAUGCAUCGCGGGGAGGGGACACACAAUUGUGGGAGGAGCCUCAUGCAUUGUGGGGAGGGGACACACGAUUGUGGGAGCAGCCUCAUGCAUUGUGGGGAGGGGACACAUGAUUGUGAGAGGAGUCUUAUCCCUCAUGGAAAGAGGGGAGAGGGGCAUGAAUGACGGUGGUCUUGAGAAGUUCCUGAUGGUGGAAACCAUGACUCCACCUCCCUCCCGUGAACUAUCGGAACCAAAAAAAAGACUGCUGUUUGCCAUGAAAAGGACGCCUUUUUUUUGCCUGAGCAGCUUGUCACUUUCGUGUCCUCUCGCUCGUGGAGGUUCUGUCUACAGAUGCUCUCGGUGUCAUUUAAUUUAUUUUUUUAUUAUUAUUUCAAUGACAAACUGUGCAGUUUCAUUUUACUGUUGAGACAUUUUACUUUGUAGGGAGAGAGUCCAUACCAUGCUAUUCAAUGAAAAACAAUGUGGUGUUUGUCCAGAAUGUUGUUAUUUCUGCAUUAUGCAAGAACCCCUGGACACAGUUGCAGUGGAGCCUUGUAUAGCAGGUUAUGCCUGAGUUGGCUGAUUUAGUUGCUUUUUAGGCCAGUGAAGCCAGUUUUGGUGAAGUUUGAUUUCUGCUUCCACUGAAUGCUGGCAAUAGAGGAAGGGAAAAGAUAUUUAAAGGGGUAGCUUCUCCAAAAGUCUACAAUUCAGUAUGCUGUUCCUUACCUUACUUUCAUAGGUGUCAAUAUUGAAAAGGUCUUCAUUUGAACGCAAGCUAAGUUGAAAUCCUUUUCAUUGGUCUUUAAUUUCAUGGUACCUGACUUACACACAAAUCCCAGAGGCCAUCCCUCUGCAAAUGACACUUGCAAAUCACAAAAAAAAUAUUCUUGACAACUUAAACACAGACUCCAAUGCUGAUCUGUAUAUGUGGUCCUAUGUACUGUUUGUACAUUGAGCUGAUUUGUGUCUUGUGCUGUAAGGGAUUUGACAUUAUAGCCAUUUAAGUGGGUUAGUAGCCCUUUGCUACCUGGCACCAGCUUCAUGGUGCAUUCUGGGGAUUGUAGGCAACAAAAUGGAGUGUGGUUGGUAUCAACCAAACUUAGAAUGAUCAAAGUUUGGAAACAUGUAAAUGGUUGAGGACAGCCACCUGAACAUGAUUUGAGGGCUGAACAACACAUGUGUUCAAGGGAUAGAGGUCACCUCCAUUUUUAACUGUGGUCUCAGAGGGAGAAUGCCACACCUUGGUGUCAGAAUAUGACACAUUAAUGUAAGGAAACUUCUCCACUGUGAAACUGGUGCAUUGCUUUUUAACAUGCAUACCUGCUAGACUGUGAGGUAUAAGCAAGGUGUUUGGUAUGAGAUUUUGGGUGACUUUAACAGGAGGCACAGCGUGACUAACGGCCGGCAAAACCGAUGUGUCACUGUGGUUCCCACCUCUGACCCUCCCAAUCCUUUGCCUCUUCAUAGCAGGGCAUUAAAAAACUCAUUUUAAAUGCACAGGGAAGCAAGGACACCAUCUAAUAUUAACCCCAUUGCCUCUGUACCAGCUCCUCCUCCAGCUGUGGCUUCUUCCCUGUUAGGGCUGGCGCAAGACGGUUCUCCUGGAAACCCCAUCCCAUAAUGAAGAGGUUCACAGGGACCCCUAGAGAGGGCAGCCGAAACAUCCCCCAACAUAACCAGCAACUUUACCCAGACCCAACAAACAAACCGAUAUGGAUCUAUAGAGGUGAUUCCCACAUGAGCCAGGUUCCAUGUUCAGAUUAAAUAUGCAUCCCUGCUACUGAACACGUUGUUAAUGUGGGUCUUGUGGGAGAUAUAAACGAGGCCAUUGUGUUUGUUUUAAUUUCAGGUUCCAGCAUGAUUUAGGAAAAAACUUCUCUGGGCAUUGCUAGAAGUGGGCAUGCGGUACAUCUUGUUGGUGUUUGCAAAUGUUUGCACAUUUCCCUGGCAAAAAGCAUUUUUUAAUUUUUUUUUUCAUAAGGCAUGAAUCAUAACUGUGGAGAAGUUUCCGCUAUGUGAGGAAGUGACUAAAAAAAUGUUGAUCUCGUAGUUUUCACAUUGCUACAGUGCGACAGCCUUUACCAAUCGUAACUUUGCUUCCACAUGAAAAGCUGUGAACUGUUUAGGCUUUAAGUAUCAGUCCCUCAGAGAGCAUUUCAUGGUGGUGCACA
Megalops cyprinoides (Indo-Pacific tarpon) is the source of this 6700-nucleotide messenger RNA. RefSeq names its product attractin (gene atrn). The record is from RefSeq and is a predicted model, not a curated record. Gene Ontology annotation, cellular component: Golgi apparatus. The coding region runs from base 313 to 4437 and encodes 1374 amino acids. Lineage: Eukaryota; Metazoa; Chordata; Actinopteri; Elopiformes; Megalopidae. The transcript has 29 exons. Gene Ontology annotation, molecular function: protein binding.